AUGGCACUUCUGGAGACUGUUGCGGUUCCCACUCCUGAGGAGGCGGGCACCAGCACCCCAGGGUGCCACAGAUUUCUGAGAAGCACCCGGGAGUUUCUGAUUCCAGGACUAGGGAACUGGCCCCAGACUGCUCUCCUGAAAAUUGUCCAGCCCAUGCUGAGGCAGCCGGCCUGGAGAAUCCAGGCUUCCAGAAUGGCGGCCUUAGCAGCGUGGUCCUUGAAUGAAUCUUUCCUGUUUCCUUCCUCCCAGGGCUGUGCCUGUACAGACAAAGGCCAGUGUUUCUGCGGUGGCGCCAAAGGCGAGAAGGGGGAGAAAGGCUUUCCCGGACCCCCUGGUUCUCCAGGCCAGAAAGGAUUCCCGGGUCCUGAAGGUCCUCCUGGACCCCAGGGACCCAAGGGAUCUCCAGGACUUCCAGGAUUCACCGGUCCCAAAGGUGUAAGGGGAAUAACUGGAUUACCAGGAUUUUCAGGUCCUCCUGGACUUCCAGGCCUCCCAGGCCAUUCCGGGCCAUAUGGCCCUCCUGGAUUACCGGGAUGCAAUGGUUCUAAGGGUGAACAAGGAUUUCCAGGACUUCCAGGGACACCAGGAUACCCAGGGAUCACAGGUCCUACUGGUUUGAAAGGACAAAAGGGUGCUCCCGCUGAAGGAGAAGAUUUAGAACUCAAUGGAAAAGGAGACCCGGGGUUGCCCGGAUUCCCAGGAUUCCAGGGUUUUCCAGGCCCACCAGGUUUUCCCGGGCCCGCUGGCCCUCCUGGUCCUCCGGGACUCUUUGGUUUUCCGGGAGCUAGGGGGCCUGCAGGACCUAAGGGUCACAUGGGUGAUAAUGUAGUAGGACAAAAAGGACAGCAGGGUGUCAAAGGAUUAGCAGGACCCCCAGGACCACCAGGAACAGUUAUUGUGACACUGACUGGACCAGAUAACAAAACGGAACUCAAGGGGGAGAAGGGAGACAAAGGAGCCAUGGGAGAACCAGGACCUCCUGGACCCCUGGGACUGGCAGGCAAGCUGUGUGGUUCUGAGAAGGGUGCUCCUGGAGAACAUGGUGCACAGGGAAAACCUGGAAAAGAUGGUGCCCCUGGCUUCCCUGGCACUGAGGGGUCCAAGGGCAACAGGGGCUUUCCUGGAUUAAAGGGCGAAGAUGGCAUUAAGGGAUGGAAAGGAGACAUUGGCCCUCCAGGAUUUCGUGGUCCAACAGAAUAUUAUGAUGCAUACCAGGAAAAGGGAGAUGAAGGAAUUCCAGGCGCACCUGGGCCCAAAGGAGCUCGUGGCCCACCAGGUCCUACCGGUCCCCCUGGAGCUCCUGGAAGCCCUGGAUCAUCAAAGCCUGGCUUCCAAGGAGCCCCUGGACAGCCCGGCCGGAAGGGAAGCAAAGGGGGGCAAGGCACCCCAGGAGAGGACUCUGUAGGACCUCCUGGGUCCCCAGGCCAUCUUGGUUCAUCAGGCCCUGCAGGGCCACCAGGACCUCCAGGACCUCCAGGUGACAUCAUCUUUCGCAAAGGUCCACCUGGGGACUGGGGACUGCCAGGCCCACCAGGGUCCCCAGGAAUUCCAGGAGUCAGUGGGCCCAAAGGAGAACCAGGCCUUCUGUGUGUACAAUGUCCUUGUAUCCCGGGGCCUCCAGGUCUCCCAGGAUUUCCAGGGUUAGAUGGUGUCAAAGGAAUCCCAGGAGGACGAGGUACAGCUGGUGUGAAAGGAAGUCCAGGGUCUCCAGGAAGUGCAGGUGUCCCAGGAUUUCCAGGAUUCCCAGGUGCCAACGGAGCUCCGGGAUUUAAAGGACAGAAAGGUGAAACACCUCAGCCCCAGGGGCAAGUGGGCGCCCGCGGGGAUCCUGGCCUCACAGGGCCACCAGGGAGAAAGGGCCCGGAUGGAAUCCCUGGGACUCCAGGAAGGAAAGGAUUACCAGGACCUAGAGGCGAACCGGCCCUGAGUGGUGAGAAGGGAGGCCAAGGUCCUCCGGGAGAUUCUGGCCCCCCUGGAUCCCCAGGACCUGCAGGACCAGCUGGACAACCUGGCUAUGGACCCCAGGGAGAGCCUGGACCAAAGGGCACCCAAGGAGUUCCUGGAGCCCUGGGACCACCUGGAAAAGCCGGUCCUAAGGGAGAACCCAGCAUUUCAACACCAAUCCUGGGGCCCCCAGGACCUCCAGGGCCCCCUGGCUAUGCUGGGCCCCAAGGCCCACCUGGUAUCACUGGAUCCAUGGGAAAAUGUGAUCCUGGCCUUCCUGGACCUAAGGGCGAACCUGGAAUUCCGGGAACUGGAUUUCCUGGGCCUCCUGGACUGAAGGGAGAUCAAGGUUUUCCAGGAACAAAAGGAUCACCAGGUUGUCCUGGGGAAAUGGGAGAGUCCGGCUUACCUGGAGAACCAGGCUUCCCAGGAGCCAAGGGAGAACCAGGACUAGCGAGACCUGGAGAGCCAGGAGCAGUAGGUUUUCCAGGAGAAAGAGGUGAUUCAGGAGAAAAUGGAAAAACUGGACUCCCUGGACUUGUGGGCCUUCCUGGAAUUCCGGGGAAACAAGGGCUGGAUGGAUCGCCAGGUGAUCCAGGGAAGCCUGGACCACCUGGAGUAAAGGGACCCCCAGGAAUAUGCACAGAGGGGUCCAGGGGAACCCAAGGACUUCCAGGCUUAAAUGGAUUGAAAGGGCAACCAGGCAGAAGAGGAGAAACAGGGCCAAAGGGAGACCCAGGAAUUCCAGGUUUGGAUAGGUCAGGAUUCCCUGGAGAACCUGGACCACCAGGAAGGCCGGGUCAGCGAGGUGAGAUGGGGCCACCUGGCCCAAAGGGAUUUCCAGGAGCUCCAGGAUUUUUAGGGCCACCAGGUGAAAGAGGAAUGGUUGGGAUGAUGGGCUAUCCUGGAACCCUGGGCUUUCCUGGGCCUCCAGGGAACCCAGGCACACAAGGCCCGAGGGGUGGGCUUGGGAUUCCAGGAAUAAAAGGUGACAGAGGGCCCCCAGGAGCCAAAGGGGAACAAGGAGAUAAAGGAAACCCAGGGCCUUCUCAAACAGCCCACUUAAAGGGGGACAGAGGAGAACCGGGCCUCAAAGGACUUACAGGAAAUACAGGGGAGAAAGGAAACAGAGGCGUUCCAGGCUUCCCAGGUUUAAGGGGUCUGGAAGGACCCCCUGGACCACCAGGAGUACCAGGUCCUAGAGGAGAUCCAGGAAGCCCUGGGAACCCUGGAGAACCAGGACCACCUGGCACACCAGGAAGCUUGGGCAACAUGGGUAUGCCAGGUUCUAAAGGAAAAAGGGGAACAUUAGGACUCCCUGGUCUACCUGGAAGACCAGGUCUCCCAGGCACCCAUGGCCUCCAAGGAGAUAAAGGAGAACCUGGUUAUUUGGAAGACGCAAGGCCAGGACCUCCAGGACCAAAGGGGGAUCCAGGAUUGCCAGGCGAAAUGGGAAAGAAAGGAGAGCGAGGCCCGCCUGGUCCACCUGGAGAGCUGGGGCCUGCUGGACCUGAAGGAGUCCCUGGGAGACCCGGGAGUCCUGGCCACCCAGGAAAGCCAGGUCCUGAUGGAGAUUUGGGGGUUAAAGGAAUGAAAGGCUUUCCAGGCCCUCCAGGAAUCAAAGGCCCUCCAGCCUUCCCAGGAUUCCCAGGGCCUCCAGGGCCAAUGGGUGGAAGAGGUAACCAGGGACAUGAUGGGAUUCCUGGCCCUGUUGGAGAAAAGGGAGAAACAGGCUUGCGGGGGGCCCAUCCAGGCUCAAGAGGGAAUCCCGGUUCUCCAGGUGCCAAAGGAGAUAGGGGAUCCCCUGGCUGGCCUGGCCUCCCAGGCAGGAAGGGAACCAAGGGAGAUGUUGGGCCCCUAGGACCCACAGGCAUAACAGGACUCCCAGGGCCUCCAGGUCUGCCUGGGUUAGUCCUCCUUGGCCAAAAAGGAAAUCAAGGACCACCAGGCUCAAGAGGAAAUCCAGGCGAGCCAGGUCCCCCGGGACCCCCAGGGAGGCCCGCAAAAGGCAUAAAAGGUGACAAAGGAUUUGUGGGCCAGCCUGGCCCAGAAGGUCUGCCUGGAACUCCCGGAGAAGUGGGGUUACCGGGACUUCCGGGAGCACCAGGUACCUCAGGUUCUCCAGGGCUCAGAGGUGACCCCGGAUUCCUUGGAUUUCCAGGCAUAAAAGGACAGAAAGGUAAUCCAGGAUUUCCAGGAUCAGUUGGACCUCCAGGACCAAUUGGGCCAAAAGGACCACCUGGUGCACAUGGAGACCCUGGCACACUUGAGAUCAUCUCCCUUCCAGGAAGCCCAGGGCCACCUGGCUCACCUGGACAACCAGGGAUGCAAGGAGAACCUGGGCCACUGGGGCCACCAGGAAAGCCAGGACCCUGCGGGCCAAAGGGUAAACCAGGCAAUGAUGGAAAGCCAGGAACUCCUGGACCAGUUGGAGAAAAAGGCAACAAAGGUUUUAAAGGAGAGCAAGGGCCACCUGGAUCAGAUGGAUUGCCAGGUGUGAAGGGAAAACCUGGAGACUUUGGAUCACCUGCAGCUGGGGCAACAAUGCAGGGCUUUGUCUUUACCCGACAUAGCCAGACCACAGCAACUCCUCUGUGUCCGGAAGGGACACAGCCACUCUACAGUGGGUUUUCUCUUCUUUUUGUUCAAGGAAAUGAACGAGCCCAUGGACAAGACCUUGGAACUCUUGGCAGCUGUCUGCAGCGAUUUACCACAAUGCCAUUCUUAUUCUGUAAUGAUAAUUUAUGUAAUUUCGCAUCUCGAAAUGAUUACUCAUACUGGCUGUCAACGCCGGCUCUGAUGCCAAUGGACAUGGCUCCAAUUAGUGGCAGGGCCCUGGAGCCUUACAUUAGCAGAUGCACUGCCUGUGAGGGUCCCGCGAUGGUCAUAGCCAUUCACAGCCAAACCACUGCCACUCCCCCCUGUCCCCAAGGCUGGAUUCCUCUCUGGAAGGGAUUUUCUUUCAUCAUGUUCACAAGUGCAGGUUCAGAGGGUGCUGGACAAGCACUGGCCUCACCUGGCUCCUGCUUGGAGGAAUUCCGAGCCAAUCCAUUCAUAGAGUGUCACGGAAGAGGAACCUGCAACUACUAUUCAAAUUCCUACAGCUUCUGGUUGGCUUCAUUACACCCAGAAAGAAUGUUCAGAAAACCUGUUCCAUCAACUGUGAAAGCUGGGGAGUUAGAAAAAAUAAUAAGUCGCUGUCAGGUGUGCAUGAAGAAAAGACAUUGAAGAAAUAAAUAAAAAAAAAAAAGAACUGCCACUUUUCCCCUGCCUAAAUAACAAAGUAAUGGAGCAAAACAUGCAUUUAUUUAGGUAUUUUUCUCUAAACAAACAAUGCUGCUUUAUGAAUGGUUAGUAGUUCAAAGUUUAAAUUUGUUUCCCCAAAUAACAUGACAUUUCUUCCCAGUAAGUUCUAUGAUUUUAGUCUCCAAAUCUGUGCUGUUUCAAAGUUCCUUAGGGCAAGGCAAUCAUCUUUAUAAAAUAUCACUGAAAUCAUAUUCCACUUGUAUCCAAAGCACUCUCUAAAUGGUAAUUGUAUUAGCUUGAAUAUGCAAGCUGAGAGAUAUUUGGUCCACUGGAUUCUUAACAUUGGUCCUCUUUGCUUCUGGUCUUAAAGAUUUAGUGAAGCUAAACUGGUCUUAUUUUGCCCCACUACCUCCUUCCUGAAAUUUUAGAUCUUAAGUAAAAAAUCUGGGAUAUGUAGAACACUGAAGCAUCGUGAACAGAAUUGGACUUUCAGAUGGGUUGAAUAACGUAAGGCCUGAGGGGACACAAUUGAAUGGAGGUUCAUGGAUUUUUCCAGAAUCGUUCAAACAUAGCCAAAACUAAGGCCAAAAGUGCGUUCCCUCCGUGGAACCAUAGUAGUCUAGGAAAUAAUAUAUGGUUUUGUUUUAUAUUUCUUUGGAGAUUUUUGUUAGUCUGUUGAAUUCAUUUCACUGUAUCCAUAUAGCCUGUCUACUCAAAGUGGAUAAAAUGUUUACCUUUACUGAAUUGACUGUAAUAGGAUGUUAUUACACACAAACUCUGAAAUAUGUCAGACUUUUACCUUCUCUUUCCCGGUGUACUCACACACAAAAGAGAAAGAGAGAAAAGCGGGGGAACACUACUUAUUAGAUGUGCACUUUAUCCUCAUCCCUAUAAAAUAAUACCUUAUAUAAUUGGUUACAGUAGAUCAAUAAUUCAUGGAAGAAUGUUAGGGAUUUGUUGGGUGGUCGAGCUGAGAAUAUUUUUAUUUUUGCUCUAAAUAUUUCAUUACUUGGUUUUACAGAUUUGUUCCUUUUAUUUCUAAAUUUUCCUGUGUAAAAAUGUUUUGCCUUGUGGGAUAUAUUCUUACAAACGAUAUUGAGAGAAACCACUGUGUAAAACCUUCAUGUACAAACUGUCUAAUUUGGCAACAGAAUGUCUUAAAACUUGCUUUUCAGUGUGUUGAUACAUUCCAAGGUUACUUAGCUCAACUUAACAAGCAUUUUCUUCAAGACCAAGCAAUGCAGGAAAGGUGGUAAAUUAGACACUAAAAGAAAAACAGAGGAGAUACAAAAGAAACUUGUUUCUAAUCUAAAAACUCAUAAAGAGAUAACUCAUUGCUUCUGUUAAGAAUCACACUUAGGGUCUGGGGAUGGAGUUCGGGGGUAAAGUUUGUGCUUAGUGUGUGCAAGACACUGGCUUCAGUCCCCAGCAGCAAAAUCAAACAAAAAAAGCAUUUCAUGUUUCUCUCCCCUCUUUUUCCUUCCCUCUUUAUUUUUAUAUUUCAUCAUCAUACUUCAGCAGUUAAAAAUAAUAUCUAUAUCCAGAGCAAGUCCAAGGCCCCUAGCUUGUCUUAGGCACCUCAGGAGCUAAGGUCUGGACAAUACUUAGAAAACAAAGAUUUACAAAACACUUUUAACUCAUGUGUAUGUGACACUGGCACUAUCUGGUGAGUCUUAGAGGCUGGACUUCAUGACAGGAGUUUCCAGGCUGCUUCUUUGUCUACCUGAGGUGGAACUGGUGGUGCUGAUAUUUGCAUUCAGGCUCUUGCUCCCAUCUCAACUACUCCUUAAGGGAAAAUGGGACCCUGAAACACAGACGUGGUUUACAUUUUUCACUGCUCACAUAACUGCUGUCAAGCCAUUUUUACAUCAGUAUGACGAUGUGCAGCAUUUUAUUUAUGUGAUUAUGUCCUAAGAUUCACCUGGCAUUAAGGCAUUCCUUCCCUAAAGAGAUCUAUUGUAAUUGUACUCCGCUGUGGCAAGAGGGCCAGCUGGUCUCUGUCAACAUCAGCAUCGCCAGGAGCUUGGUACAAAUGCAAAUUCUAGGCCCAUUGUAGACUUAAACUCUGUGGGUAGAGGCCACAAAUAUGUACUGUCGCAAAGCUUCUGCCUGAUUCUGAUGCCCUCUGAAGACUGAGAAGAGCCGUGCUAGCCAAGCACCCAAGAAAUGGGCCACAAUCACACCUUCUUCGCCUCUUUUAAAAAGCCCGAACUCAGAAGACCUCACAA
This is a messenger RNA of Fukomys damarensis (Damara mole-rat), 7418 nucleotides long. It is a transcript of the gene Col4a3, whose product is annotated as collagen type IV alpha 3 chain. The coding region runs from base 1 to 5172 and encodes 1723 amino acids. Gene Ontology annotation, molecular function: extracellular matrix structural constituent. Gene Ontology annotation, cellular component: collagen trimer; basement membrane. The record is from RefSeq and is a predicted model, not a curated record. The transcript is spliced from 53 exons. NCBI's taxonomy places the organism in Eukaryota, Metazoa, Chordata, Mammalia, Rodentia, Bathyergidae.